Messenger RNA from Leopardus geoffroyi (Geoffroy's cat), 378 nucleotides. RefSeq names its product tubulin beta-4B chain-like. The coding region runs from base 1 to 363 and encodes 120 amino acids. NCBI's taxonomy places the organism in Eukaryota, Metazoa, Chordata, Mammalia, Carnivora, Felidae. Gene Ontology annotation, cellular component: microtubule; cytoplasm. Gene Ontology annotation, molecular function: GTP binding; structural constituent of cytoskeleton; GTPase activity. Gene Ontology annotation, biological process: mitotic cell cycle; microtubule cytoskeleton organization. The record is from RefSeq and is a predicted model, not a curated record. The transcript has 3 exons.
AUGUCAGAGUCUGACUUCCUGUCUGGGAGGCGGCAGGUGACCGUCCUGGGGCUGGGACUUCCCACCGCAGUGGGCGAGGCAGGAGCCAGCGUGGUGCAAGGGCCAUCAUGUGGUUUGGUUUUUUUUUCUCCCCAGUUUUGGGAGGUCAUCAGUGAUGAGCAUGGGAUCGACCCCACUGGCAGUUACCAUGGAGACAGUGACUUGCAGCUGGAGAGAAUCAAUGUGUACUACAACGAAGCUGCUGGUAACAAAUACGUACCUCGGGCCAUCCUGGUGGAUCUGGAGCCAGGCACCAUGGACUCGGUCAGGUCUGGACCAUUUGGUCAGAUCUUCAGGCCAGACAACUUCGUGUUCGGUAUGUAGUCCUGAUCCAUGGCA